Trichosurus vulpecula (common brushtail) is the source of this 2036-nucleotide messenger RNA. RefSeq names its product solute carrier family 49 member 4 (gene SLC49A4). Gene Ontology annotation, molecular function: transmembrane transporter activity. NCBI's taxonomy places the organism in Eukaryota, Metazoa, Chordata, Mammalia, Diprotodontia, Phalangeridae. The record is from RefSeq and is a predicted model, not a curated record. The coding region runs from base 1 to 1476 and encodes 491 amino acids. Gene Ontology annotation, biological process: transmembrane transport. The transcript has 9 exons. Gene Ontology annotation, cellular component: intracellular membrane-bounded organelle; membrane.
AUGGGCUCCAGCUGGAGCAUCGAGGAGGAGGAGGAGCGGCGGCCGCUGCUACAGUCCGGGCCCGGGGCGGGCGCCGCGGCGGCCGGGAGGAGCCGGGCCCCGGCCGGGGAGCGCGGAGCGGCGACGCCGGCGGUGCCCGCGGUGCCGGCGCAGGUCUUGGCCGGGCCCGGGCGCGUGUACGGGCGGCGCUGGCUGGUGCUGCUGCUCUUCUCGCUGAUGGCCUUCCUGCAGGGCCUGGUGUGGAAUACCUGGGGCCCCAUCCAGAACUCGGCCCGCCGGGCCUACGGCUUCUCCAGCUGGGACAUCGCGCUGCUCGUGCUCUGGGGGCCCAUCGGCUUCCUGCCCUGCUUCGCCUUCAUGUGGCUGCUGGACAAGAGAGGUCUCCGGGUAACUGUGCUGCUGACAUCCUUUCUUAUGGUUUUGGGAACAGGUCUAAGAUGCAUACCUGUAUCAUCUGACUUAGUGAUUAAAAAAAGACUGAUCCAUGGAGGACAGCUGCUCAACGGAUUAGCAGGCCCGACUGUAAUGAACGCUGCUCCCUUCCUGUCUACUACAUGGUUUUCUGCAGACGAACGAGCUACUGCUACAGCGAUCGCCUCCAUGCUCAGUUACCUUGGUGGAGCGUGUGCGUUCCUGGUUGGACCUCUUAUUGUUCCAGCUCCUAAUGAAACAUCCCAUCUACUUACCUCAGAAAGUAACAGCAUCCAUAUUAAGGAUCGUAUAGAGAUGGUAUUAUACGCAGAAUUCGGAAUUGUAUGCCUGACGUUUUUUGCAGCAAUCGCCUAUUUCCCAACACGACCUCCAUUUCCCCCUAGUGUGGCUGCAGCAAGCCAGAGGCUAAGCUACAGACGGAGUUUCUGUAGGCUCUUAAGCAAUUUAAGGUUUCUGAUGAUAGCAUUAGCCUAUGCCAUACCUUUAGGUGUAUUUGCCGGCUGGUCUGGAGUUCUGGAUUUAAUUUUAACACCAGUUCAUGUCAGCCAAGUAGAUGCUGGCUGGAUUGGAUUUUGGUCUAUAGUUGGAGGCUGCAUUGUUGGAAUAGCUAUUGCAAGGUUUGCAGAUUUUAUCAGAGGCAUGUUGAAGCUAAUCCUUCUGUUACUGUUUUCUGGAGCUACGCUUUCAUCCACUUGGUUCACCCUGACCUGCUUGAACAGCAUUACUCACCUGCCUUUAACUACAGUGACAUUAUAUGCCUCCUGUAUUCUGCUGGGAGUAUUCCUGAACAGCAGCGUUCCCAUCUUCUUUGAGCUGUUUGUGGAAACUGUCUACCCUGUUCCAGAAGGAAUUACUUGUGGAGUUGUUACCUUCUUAAGUAAUAUGUUCAUGGGAGUGCUUUUAUUUUUUCUUACAUUUUAUCAUACAGAAUUGUCUUGGUUCAACUGGUGCCUUCCUGGGUCGUGUUUGCUCAGUCUGCUCCUCAUUUUGUGCUUCAGGGAAUCCUAUGAUAGACUCUACCUUGAUGUCGUUGUCUCAGUUUGAUAGCAGAGACUGGGAGGAAUUCACAGAGACUGGCCAUCACAACGGCAUACCAGACGUUAGCUUGGAAUUGCACAACUAAAUGGAGGGGGAAGAGAAGAGAUUAGACUUUCGGAGGUUUUAUUAGGGGUACAGAUUUUUAUUUUUAUGUUUAUUUAACUACUACUAGGUAACAAUAAUGCAAGACUUAAGGGAUAAUAGAUGAUUUUAAAAUAUACCUGUUUGGUGUACAGAUACCUGAUUCGUGGGCUGGAGGCCGCCUGUCUUUCAGAAAAAGCACUCCCUGAAAAAGUGUAGUGUCCAUUUUUUUACUAGUGCUAGACUACUAAGUGAUUAAAUGUAGUCAUGAAGAGAAACUGAAGGGUAAUAUUGGGUCAGUUUUCUCUACUAUCAAAAUAUUCCUUCCCUGAGUCACAAAUCAGAAUAGGAAAAAUGCCAGUAACUUCUUUAGAAGUUUAAAACAUGUAUCACAUUUUAAUAUAAAGUGGCCAACAAAUGUGUAAAUUACAGUAAUGACCUACUUGUACACUACUUUUUUUUUCCUAAUAAAACCAUUUCUUAUA